Messenger RNA from Pangasianodon hypophthalmus (striped catfish), 6290 nucleotides. It is a transcript of the gene arap2, whose product is annotated as ArfGAP with RhoGAP domain, ankyrin repeat and PH domain 2. Gene Ontology annotation, biological process: positive regulation of GTPase activity; signal transduction. The transcript is spliced from 33 exons. The record is from RefSeq and is a predicted model, not a curated record. The coding region runs from base 286 to 5280 and encodes 1664 amino acids. Gene Ontology annotation, molecular function: phosphatidylinositol-3,4,5-trisphosphate binding; GTPase activator activity; protein binding. NCBI's taxonomy places the organism in Eukaryota, Metazoa, Chordata, Actinopteri, Siluriformes, Pangasiidae.
UUUCUAACGCGGAAAGAAGGCGGAACGGAUGAAUGCUGUAGCUUCCACACUACACACUACACUGCACCACGCCGACAUGGUUCUGGUGGCUAAACUGAAAAGGAAAGUGGAAAGAGACGGUUAUAAAAUAAAUAAUAAAAAAAACCCCAGAACGAGCUCAGUCAAGCUGUAAAGUGGAUUUAGCCUGAAACAGCCUGCAUUUGAGAGAGUGUUGUUCCUUUCUGAGUACAACCUUCUACUCAUGGCACCAACCCUUCAGGUCAGUUUACUCAUACUGUCACUGCCAUGACCAGUGAAGUCCCAGAUGGCUCCCCUUCCUCCUUCCCCCUGGACCCGAGUGAGGAGAUCUCUCUCUGGCUCUCCAGCCUUCACUUGCCUCAGUAUGCCACCAGCUUUACUCAGGCAGGCUACCACACCCUGGCAGACUGCAGGGGGCUUACUGAGGAGAAGCUCCUGCAAGUGGCUCACUUCCCCACUGGCCAUCGGCGGAGAAUCCUGCACAACCUUGAGGUCCUCAUGGCAGGAGAUCGUGACAAGGAAGGUUCUGAGAUGGCAGGAAGGAAGAAGGAAGGUUCUGAGAUGGCAGGAAGGAAGAAAACGCCUGUUCCCUUUCCUAGAACUGUCUUUCUUAAGGAAGGGAAGAGAGUAACCUCCUCUCAAAAUACAGAGACAAACAGCACUGGAGAAAAUAACAGAUUGUCUGAAACCCAGACUCUUCCUGCAAGGACUUGUAAAGAGAAAGCACUUAAACGUGAACCUGAUUUUAUCUCCACUGUCUCCCACACACUCCCACGUAGCAAAUGCAAAGCGUCUUCUUCAGGUUCUAGAUCCGCCUCUUUGGCCAGCAGCAGUGAAUCGCUGUCACCUUCCUCACAGUCUCUGCCCUCGGAUUGGGAGAACUUCUUAAAGGAGGCUGCUACUUCCAUUGCACAGCCAGUCCUGGGUGUAAAAGAUGAUGUCUACUCAGAAGGUUGCUCAGUAGGAUUCCAGGGAGUGAUGGUGGAUAAUGAGAUAUAUGAGAGUAGCCCAAUCACAGCUUCUGGUCCAUGGCCCACACGCUCCUACAAGCUACGACACAGGCCUGUCCCGGAGAUCCCAGAACGCACCGUCAUACCACCACAUGACUGGAACGUGUCUGUGAAAUCCGGCAUGGAGCAGCCCAGCGGCACAGAGGAUCCCAGCGGCAGCAGACAGAGAGCCCCUCUUCACGGGACACUGACAUCUGAGGACAUCAGUCCGUAUGGUGAAGUUUACCUCUACAACACCAUUGCAGAAAACAAACUAGUUGUGGAUACAAAGGAAAUGUUAAACCAAGAAACAAAGGAAAAACUGGAACAGAAAAUACCGAGGAAGCAGCAGGCCAAGCAACAAGAAAAGGUGUCAGAAAGCACAGGCAGGCGCUUCAGUGAUGAUUAUGCUUUGCUUCAGCAAUGCGUUCCCAGUCAGGAGCCAGCCAAUGAGUGUUCUUUAAGCACACCAAAGUCCCUCCCACAGCCUGGACCCAAGUCACAGGUGGAUUCUCGUGGUGUUUGUAGUGAGCCAUUGGAUGCUCUCUCUCGACUGGUGCAACACACUCUUCCUCUCCACAGCGAAUCAUCUAUAUCACCCUAUGCCUGCUUCUACGGACGCCCUAAACAAUCUAUAAAAAUGGGCUGGCUGGACAAGCUCUCUCCUCAAGGAAAUCGUGUCUUUCAGAAAAGAUGGGUCAAGUUUGAUGGAGAGAAUCUUACUUACUAUAACAAUGACAAGGAGAUGUACUCUAAAGGACUGGUUUCUCUCCUAGCUGUUAAGCAGGUGCGCUCUGUGGGAGACAAUAAGUUUGAGGUGGUCACCUCAAUGAGAACCUUUGUUUUUCGAGUUGAAAAAGAAGGAGAGCGUCAGGAAUGGCUGGCGGUGCUGCAGGCUGCUCUGAAGUCUCGCUCAUCCGUUUCCCACACGCCUUGUAAGCUCAGCUCCAGCAAGAGCGGCUACGUGGAGCUGCGCGGCCACAAAGGCAAAGUCUACCUCAGCCUCAUGGGAACCAAAAUCCGACUCUGCAAAACAGACCAGGACUUCAACACUGGAUUGGCUAUCACCAUGGUGGACCUGAUGAGUGCCUGUGUCAAACAUGUAGACCGCAGAGGCUUCGAGAUCAACACCCCUUUCAAAUCCUUCUAUUUCACAGCUGAGUCCGAGCGGGAGAGAGAAGAGUGGAUCGAGGCUGUGCAGGAAUCAAUUGUUGAAACUCUGUCCAAUUAUGAAGUGGCCGAGAAGAUUUGGUUCAACCAGUCGAACAGGAGCUGUGCCGACUGUCGAGCUUCCCAUCCUGAGUGGGCCUCCAUUAACCUCGGAGUGGUCAUCUGUAGAAUAUGUGCAGGUCAACAUCGGUUUCUUGGCUCCGGUAUCUCACAAGUGAGGAGUCUGAAGUUGGACAGCAGCAUUUGGACCAAUGAACUGGUGGAGCUCUUUUUGGAAGUUGGAAAUGAGAACGCCAACAAAUUCUGGGCUGCCAAUCUUCCACCGGAGGAGGAGCUUCACGAGGGGGCGUCGCCAGAACAGCGUGCAAUCUUUCACCGCAGGAAGUACAGAGAGAGGAAGUACAGGAAAGUUCUGGAAGGACUGAACAGCCAGGAGGAGCUCAACCAGGCUUUGUGUUCUGCAGUCCUCCAGCCUGAUGUAUUGUUGACCAUGGUGUUGGUGUUCAGUGGGGCAGAUGUGAUGUGUGCUACAGGAGAUCCUGUCUACUCCACUCCUUACCUACUGGCUCAGAAAGCAGGCCAGAGGCUGCAGAUGGAGUUUCUCUAUCACAACCAACUCUCAGAAUUCGCAAAGCUGGAGAUGGUAGGUGACAGCAGAUCUUCAGUAGACAUUUCCUCUUUCAUGGAUGGGAUUCUUUACUGUUCGGUCAACAUGCUGAAGGGCACACUGGAAAAAAAAGGGAGAGACGACCUGGCUCAACGCUGGUGCACGCUAGAAGGUGGCUACCUGAGUUACUACGAUGGUGAAAAGAGCGCCACGCCGAUAGGAAGAGUGGGUAUCAGUGAGAUGGUGAGCCUGGCCAUCAACAACACGGAGACCAUGACGGGAGCAGGGGCAGUGUUCACCUUUGAGAUCUACCUGGAGUCUGAGAAAAUGCUCUUGUUUGGCGCACAGACAUCUGACGCACAAAGAGCCUGGGUCCAUGCCAUCACCAAGUGUUUGGACCCUGAGAGGGCGCACUCUUUGCUGAAGAAGGACUGUGAGCUGAUUGGUCGUUUGUACUAUAAGGAGGGUCAUGACUUUUAUCAUUGGAGACAAGGAUGGUUCUCUUUAGUCGGCUCUGAACUGUUCCUUCAUCCUGAAGACGAGCACACAAACGAGGUGGUUCUACAACUCAAACGCCUGCAGGAACUUACUGUCUCCACUCAUUCGGAAGGAGAUGAGAGGAUUCAGGUUCUGCUCAUGGUUGAGAGUGGCAGGACAAUCUACAUUCAUGGCUUCACUAAACAGGACUUCACGUUAUGGCACUCUGCCAUCCAAUUAGCUGCUGGCAGAGACGGCAGAGCACUAAGCAAUCAACAGCUGACCAAAAAUGACAUCCCUAUUAUCAUUGACAGCUGUAUUGCCUUCGUCACGCAAUACGGUUUGUGUCAUCAGGGCAUCUAUCAGAAGAACGGUGACCCAAAGCGUGUGGCCCAGCUGCUGGAGGAGUUCACCAGAGACGCACGAAAUGUUAAGCUUCGAGUUCAGGAACAUCAAUUAGAAGAUGUAACAGAUGUACUCAAAGGUUUCCUGUCCAAUUGUGAGGAUGCCUUAUUAGCCAAAGAGCUCUACCCUUACUGGAUUUCUGCCCUCGAUGAAGUGAGUGAGAAGGACAGGGUUGAGAAGUACUCCACCUAUAUUCAGAAUUUACCCAAGAUCAACAGAUCAACUCUGGCGGCACUACUGCAGCAUCUGUACAGGAUUCAGAGCUGCUCUCACAUAAACCAGAUGAAAACUCAGAGUCUGGCAUGUGUUUUCUCAUCCUGCCUUUUCCAGACGGGAGGACAUGCACCUCAAGAGACGUGUGUUGUGGAAGAUCUCAUCAACAACUACAUUCAGCUCUUCUCUGUCAGUGAGGAGCAAGUCAGACAAAUGGAGAAGGAGAACCGCUGUAUCACAAGGUGGAAGGACACUACAUUCUCUCCAGCAGGUGACCUGAUCUUUGAGGUUUACUUGGAAAAGAAAGAGCCAGAAAACUGCUGUUUAAUCAAGGUCUCUCCCUCCAUGUGCGCUGAUGAACUGACUGACACCACUCUGGAGAUGAAGGGCAUACAGACAGGCCAGCAUGACCUCUGGACCACAUUUGAGGUCAUUGAUACUGGAGAACUUGAACGCCCAUUACACUACAGAGAGAAGAUUCUGGAGCAGGUUUUAGAGUGGAGCACGCUGGAGGAUCCCGGGUCAGCUUUCCUGCUCAUUAAAAAAUUUCAUGGAUCUAAGAUGUCCCGUUCCAACUCAGAAGGGCAGAAGGACUUCACUAAAGGAGAGCAGCUCAAGUUUAAAGAUGGCUCCUGCAAACUGCUUUCUGGGAACAAGUUUCAGGACAAAUACCUUGUACUGCGGGAAAAGAAGCUACUGCUGUAUAAAGACGCAAAAAGUGCUAAACCAGAGAGAGAGGUUCCAGUGGAGUCGGUGAAAUGCUACAUAGGGAUAAGAAAAAAGCUGAAACCAACAAGCAAUUGGGGUUUCACAGUUUACACGCAGAAACAGCAAUGGUAUUUCUGCUGUGAGGGAAAAGAUUCACAGCUGGCCUGGGUUACAGCCAUUAUCAGAAGUAAGAAUCAAGGAGACUUAUGGCCUACAUGCAAAGACAAGAGCAAAGCCUCAGAUCAACCGAGCAGCAGAGAGCAUGCUUCUGCUUGCCUGGGUUCAGAGAUUGAAGCAGCCAAACACAGCAAGGAGGACAAGACGAUGGUGCCCCUGAAUGUCACUUCUGACAAGGUGAAGUCGAAGAACAUAAAUGAGGCUGAUAAUUUGCAUAGAAUGGCAAUGCUGGAGGGCUGUGUAAAGCAUAAAAAUCAAAAAGGGGAUUCAAUACUAGGACCAAAUUUGGCCUCCAGUGGAGGAAAUAAUCCACUGUCAAGAAACAAAAUGGCUGUCGAAGAACCCCUACAGACUCGGUUUAGACCUGUACCUCAUCCUGAUUCUGGUAACCACACCAAACCUCAGCAGAAAAAAACAAUGAUUGGAUGCAGCACAGGACACUUGCCUCAGAGUCUUCUCAAUGAACUGAGCACCGUUCUCAGCCAAACAGGACGAACACCCAGAAAAGAAAGCUGAAAGCUUACAAACAAAAAACAAGGCAAGAGUGAAGAGGCGGAAAGUCUUGCAAGUGGUACUUCGGAGGUUGAGAGAGCAUAUGACUCUCAGCUCUCAAGAAGACCUCAAAAAAUCAAAACAAAGCUAAAUAAUGUCAAAUGUAUAUAUUGUGCAGUCUAAGUGGACUAAGUCUAAGUGGAUCUAACUGCAACCAUCCAACCAAUACUGCUGUACAGUGGUGUCUUGAUGGCAAGACAAGGAAGUGUAUGUAAUGUAAAGGGCUCUAGUAUAGAUUUAUAGGUCAAACAUCAGUAGGAGUGUGUGGAUGUAUAUGCCUCAGAGUGUACAGACUUCUUGUUCAACUUUGACCACGGUCAAACCAGGCUUCUGUCCACGGAUCUCACUGCAACAUACCAGAUAAUGGAUGAUAUUUAGCAAAGCACAGAGUCCAUUACACAAAUGAAAAAAAAAUUAACAUCACCCACAUACAUAAGUAAUUUUAGGCUACUUUUAGACAAACUCUAUAAAAAUGCGAGGCAAUUAUUUAAAUUCUGCUUGAUUUUCUGUAUUUAAUUUCGAUGCUUAAAUUGAGGUCUAGUGGAGGUCAGUCCACACAAUCUUUUGACGUAAAAACAAUGACCAAUUUAAAGUUUGUUUUAUAUAUAGAAAGUAUUUAGAAUGAAUGUGGCCUUUUAAGGAAAAAAAAAGUCCUUUCCAUUUCCUCCAGUGUUAAAGUUUCCUAAACCGUCAACAGAAGCCCUUUUCUGCCGUGUUGCUGUAAUAUCCCAGGAGUCCAAGUCACCCAAAGCCAUUAAAUAAUGAAUCUUUUUCUGAGAGGGUCCACAUGGGCUUUUGUUGUCCAGUUUGCUUUAAAUAUUUAGCAACAUUUUAUUAUGCGCCAUGUAGCUGCUGCCUUUAUUUGAUGUCCUUUAAAAUAUUCUCAGCGCGCACUUGUGCCUUUUUUCAAAACACGUAAUGUAAUAAUGUAAAACAAUUUGUGACAUUGUAUAAAUAAAUGAUGCUAAAUGUUA